Gavialis gangeticus (Gharial) is the source of this 1483-nucleotide messenger RNA. RefSeq names its product beta-1,4-galactosyltransferase 1 (gene B4GALT1). Gene Ontology annotation, molecular function: beta-N-acetylglucosaminylglycopeptide beta-1,4-galactosyltransferase activity; cytoskeletal protein binding. Gene Ontology annotation, biological process: protein N-linked glycosylation; carbohydrate metabolic process. The transcript is spliced from 7 exons. Bases 1 to 927 code for a protein of 308 amino acids. NCBI's taxonomy places the organism in Eukaryota, Metazoa, Chordata, Crocodylia, Gavialidae. The record is from RefSeq and is a predicted model, not a curated record.
AUGGUUGCCAUUUAUAAUACAAAUACAUUGAUCCGCGUCCCACGUCCCGGCGCGCCCGCCAACCUCUCGCAGCCCGAGCCCGAGCGCCCGCACUCGGCCCAACCGCUGAACGACUGCCCCGCCGUCUCCCCGCUGCUGCUUGGUGCGCUGAGGAUAGAGUUUUCCCAGGCUGUGGAUCUGAAGGAAGUUGAGAAAACAAACCCUGAAGUUAGAGAAGGAGGCCGCUAUGCUCCAAAAGACUGUAAAGCGCUUCAGAAAGUAGCUAUUAUUAUCCCAUUCAGAAACCGGGAGGAGCACCUGAAGUACUGGCUCUAUUUUCUCCACCCAAUCCUUCGAAGGCAACAGCUUGACUAUGGAGUGUAUGUUAUCAAUCAGGAUGGAGAUGAAGAAUUUAACCGUGCUAAACUGCUGAACAUAGGCUUCAGAGAGGCUUUGAAAACGUACGACUAUGAUUGCUUUGUAUUUAGUGAUGUGGACCUAAUUCCAAUGGAUGACAGGAACAUCUACAAAUGUUAUAGUCAACCAAGGCACCUCUCUGUAUCAAUGGACAAGUUUGGAUUUCGGUUACCUUACAAUCAGUAUUUUGGAGGCGUGUCCGCUUUAAGCAAGGAACAAUUCUUAAAAAUCAACGGGUUUCCGAACAAUUACUGGGGCUGGGGUGGUGAAGAUGAUGACAUUUAUAACAGGCUCAUUUUUAAAGGUAUGGGGAUAUCUCGCCCAGAUGCUGUAAUUGGGAAAUGCCGAAUGAUUCGCCAUUCAAGAGACCAUAAAAAUGAGCCCAACCCAGAGAGAUUUGAUCGAAUUGCUCACACAAGAGAGACAAUGAAUUCUGAUGGUAUAAACAGUCUAUCCUAUAAGGUUAUAAGAACUGACAAGUACCCUUUAUACACAAAAAUAUUAGUGGACAUUGGCUCACCAAAAAGUUAGUGUUGCAGAGGCAUAUCAAAUGAUUUCGUAUGAGAAGAUUUACCAGGAACAUUGGAUCUAUAGGACCUGUACUCUGAUCAAAAUGAACAAGAUAGCCUCAUUUGAAUAUACAGAGCUUUUUUCCCAAAAUGGCUGGGGAAAAAAUAGAUUUUUUAAAAAUCCAAACUUGACUUUAUACAACUUUCUAGCUCUACAUUAUUUUUAUAAAUUUAAGAUCUGUAAAUAUGAGUUGUGAAUAUUUACAUUGCCAGAAAAUGUUGGAUAUUAUAUAUUUGCUGCAGUGCUUCCCUUGUUAAUAGUUGUAUGCAAAUUUUACUGAUCGCCAGCUGUGGUGAAUCAGCAGUUAGUACCCAUAUUCUCCCCUGACCCCACCCCUCCAUCCUUUAAAUUAGGUUGAUUGAAAAACUGCUUUAACAACAUUGCUGUUUCGCUAUGAAGGACUGGAAAAUGCUGCUGAAGUUGUACAAGUUUACACUUUGUAUUACAUUUUUUUAAUGGAGGCAGUAUCAUAUAUUCUUGUUUAACAUCUACCAAAACAAAAUCUAGCUUAAAUUUU